Messenger RNA from Girardinichthys multiradiatus, 2617 nucleotides. Its product is annotated as keratin, type I cuticular Ha4-like. The record is from RefSeq and is a predicted model, not a curated record. NCBI's taxonomy places the organism in Eukaryota, Metazoa, Chordata, Actinopteri, Cyprinodontiformes, Goodeidae. Gene Ontology annotation, cellular component: intermediate filament. Bases 149 to 1225 code for a protein of 358 amino acids. The transcript is spliced from 5 exons.
CUUCAUGCCUUCUGUGUUAUUAAUAAACACAGUGUAAUCCAGUGUUUUCCUGGAGACAUAUAGAGAGCAAAGAACUACUUAGAGCUACAAACCAAGCUCUGCUGAAAAAGUUUGAAGCACUGGGGCUGUCAUCUCUAAAACAUUUGUCAUGGACAGAAAACACCAAGUGGAGGAUGGUAACACCAUAAAAUCCACUGAGGUAUUGCGCAAUGAGGAUAUUUCACAACAUCAUGUACAGACUGACACUGAAACAGAGGCUGUUUUUGCCCUGUAUGAACCUACAUCGCUCAGUACACUAAAGAUGGACCCGGUAGGCAUGAAAGCUCUGGGGGAACUUUUUGAGUACUGGAUCCAGCAAGUGUCGGGUCUGGAAAGGGCGAGGGACAAGCUGAUCCAGGAGCUUCUUGCUCUGCAGGAACCUAUGCUGCAGGAUGUGGAACGCCUUAGAGGGAAGCUGAAGGAGGCAAAGAGGCUCCUCACUCUGGCUCAACUGGAUUAUGUUGCUGUUCACGAGGAAGUGCAGCAGGUGAAGAGGAAACUGUUCACCACCGCCAGAGACUGCAUCCAGAGUCAGGUGACGCUGGCUGCACAGGUGUACGAGGUGGCUCAGUCUGGUCUUACACAGGAGCAACUCAAGGCCAGCCUCCAUGUUCUGACCCACGAGUUGUCCCAGCUUCUGGAUAACCACCAAAACCAGCUUAACUCCCUCAGAGAUCAGGCCUCCAAACCACGCAGGUCAAGAACCAUGAGCGAUGUCAGCCAGUGUCGGCAGGCUUCCAUCAGGCUGCAGCGAAUGCUCAGCGGCAGCAUGAUGGCACUGGAGGGCUGGUAUGAGCCACGGAUGGUCGCCCUGCUGAGGAGAAGUCAGGCUGGGGAGGAAGCACUGAGAAACUGCAAGGGCCAGGUGAUGGACCUGAAAGCCAGCUUGGCUCCUCUGAGAGAUGACAUAAGGAGACUGGAGGUGGAGAGAUCCUGUCUGGAGAAACAAAUCACUCUUAUGGAGAUAGAGAGGGAGGAGAGGAUGGCAGAUCACAAGGAGACUGUGGAAAAACUACAAGAGACACUAAGAGAGUUAAAAUUGGAGUUUGAGGUUCAAAAGAACUUCAGGACUAAUUUGGAGCAGCUCACAGAGGGCCUGAAAACAGAGCUCACAUUUUUAAGAGGCAGGGAUGAACCCCGAAACAUCUCUGAAGAGGAAGAACAGUUAUUCAUCUCCAGAGGGUGAAAGCAGACCAAACCCCAACAUUUACAGUGCAGGUUAAAAGUUUUCAUCAUGAUCUUGAAUAUCAUGUUAUUUUGGGUCCUUUAAGGAUGCUUUGAACCUUCCUGCUUUUAGGAUGACUUCAUCUACAACUACACUGACUUUUAAAAACAAAAAUUGGCUGCACAACUUUGAAUUUCAGCAGAUUUUCUCUCAUUCACACACAUUUAAACUUUUACAUAUUUUUCCACUCUUGGGUUAUUUAAAAAACCAGUUACAUGUGUGUUUAGGAUCAUUGUUCUGCUGUGUCCAACUGGCAGUUGAGGUUAACUUGAAUAAUUUGAAAAGAGUCCAUUAUUUUUCCACCCACCUUGUGCAAUGCUACAUUACACUUGGUAGCGAAGCAGACCAUUAGCAUGAUUCUGCCACCACCGUGCUAAACUGUUUGUAUGUUCUUAGGCUUGUAAACCUCACUGUGACUUUCCCAAAAAUGUUUGUGCCCAAAUUAUAUUUAUCUUGUCUGAACUGAGGAUGUUCCUCCAGAAGACAUUUUAGUUUUACUUGAGCUGGAAGGUGUCUAUUUGCGAGCAGGGGCUUCUUUCUUAGUUGGCACCCGGUGAGGCCAUGUUGAUGUUUCAGCUGUGGUUUCUAGGUUGUUCCUGACCAUCCUAAGUAACUUCCUUUCGUCUGAGGGUGACACUGUAAGCGAAAGAGUUGAAACAUGGACACGACUGGUUGCUCCCACAGGACAAUGAUUUAAAUCUCACAUGAAAGCUGGUUUUGGAGUAGGUACAGCGAACAUUAUGCUUCUGAACGACUCUUUGACAUCAACCACAUUGAAAAUCUCAAAUUUAAACGAACACUAGUUCUAAGAAACUAAAAUAUCCAGCCAUUUUCUUAUCGAUGGCUACAGGAAAUAUGUGGUUCUCUGCAUAUUCCAAUGACAAUAUUUAUCCAACAAUUUUUUAAAUUUUAACAUGUAAAUUGGAUAAAAUCUAGAGUAAAAAAAAAAAAUUUAAAAUCAACUUAUUCACCAAUUUUUUGCUCAUAAAUUAAUUUAAAUUGUUUGCUGUUAUAGUUCAACCCUGAAAAAAAUAAAUCUGAAAUAGCCCAGUUAGAAACUGCUGCAUAAUGCAAACAAUGUAAUCCAUAUUGAGCAGCCCAUUAGGCCCUGCAGACACCUCACUUUCAAAAAAACAGUGGAAACAAGCAAAAUAUACAACUUUUCUGUAAAUAUUUUUAUUAUGAAUAUACUUAGAUACACAAAACUUCAGAUGCAGCAGGGGGAAACAAAAUGCAGAAGAAAAAACACAGACAAGUGACAACACGAGCUGGAAAAUUCACCUACAAAUAUCAAGCAAAUGAAAAGGAAAACCUACAGUAUGUACAAUUGUAUUAAAAAUGGAUCAUUGUGAA